UCAGAUGCGGAAGGCAGCGCGAAGGUCUCCCGCCUCCACAGUUCCGCGCGCUGCCAUUGUGUCAUUCAUUCAAAUCUUCAGACUGGACCGGUCCACCUGUCUGCGACCCGCGAUCACUGAUAACGAAAAACAUCAACGGAAACAACAGCAUGUCUUGUAAAUACAGUCGACCUGCCGACCGCGGCCAUGCUGUGGCCAUCAUCAUCUUUGUGCUCGGUCUGGGAACUCUUCUGCCCUGGAACUUCUUCAUGACGGCCUCUCAGUAUUUCAACGGGCGUCUCGCAGGUGAUAACACCCCCAACAGCACAUCAGGCAUUGCUGCUAAAGACUACAAUUAUGACAGUUGGAUGGCCUUGCUUUCCCAGCUGCCCCUGCUGCUGUUCACCCUGCUCAACUCUUUCCUGUAUCAGUGGGUGAGGGAGGGUCUCCGCGUGGCCUCCAGCCUGAUCGUCAUCUUCCUCCUCUUCUCCGUCACCGCCGCUCUGGUCCCGGUGCACAUGCAGCCAGAUACUUUCUUUUCCGUCACCAUGGCAACCAUCUGGUUCAUCAACGUGUUCAGUGCGGUGCUGCAGGGCAGUCUGUUCGGGAUGGUCGGCCUGUUUCCUCCACGAUACAGCACUCUGUUCAUGAGCGGUCAGGCUCUGGCCGGGAUCUUCGCUGCACUCGCGAUGCUGUUCUCCAUCUUAAGUAACGCUGAGAAAGACUCGGCUGCGUUGGGAUACUUCAUCACGCCGUGUGUCGCCACUCUGGGGACUCUGCUGUGUUACCUGCUGCUGCCACACCUGGAAUUUGCUCGUUUUUACCUGAACAGAAGUCAGUCUGAAAAGGAGGAGACGAUGCAGGAAAUCCUCAACAGUACAGACAAAAAAGUGUUGAACAACGGCAAAGACCUUGAGGCCAACGGGAUGCUCACCAGUGAGGCAGAAGAGUGUCAGGAGCGUUCCUCCGUCCUGGCUGUCUUCAAGAAGAUCUGGCUGAUGGCUGCGUGUGUGACGUGUGUGUUUGCCGUCACCCUGUCGGUGUUUCCCGUGAUCACAGUCCGAGUGCAGACGGUCUACACGGACAACGCCGCCUGGAAGAAAGUGUUUACCUGUGUUUGCUGCUUCAUCGUUUUCAACGCCAUGGACUUUGCCGGCCGCAGCACCCCGUCUCUCGUCCAAUGGCCUUCGAAGGGGAGCGUUCUGUUUCCUGCCGCUGUGCUGUCCCGUCUGCUCUUCAUCCCUCUGCUCAUGUUGUGCAACGUCCCGAACUCCAAUCUCACCAUCCUCUUCCGUCACGACGCUGCCUUCGUCUUCAUCAUGGCCCUGUUCUCCUUCUCCAACGGAUACUUGGCGAGCCUCUGCAUGGCCUACGCUCCACAGUUGGUGCGGAGUAAGGACUGUGAGACAGCCGGCUCUCUGAUGACCUUCUUCCUCGUUCUGGGUCUGGCUCUGGGAGCGUCGUUCUCCUUCCUGCUGGGAAAAGCGGUUUAGACGACUGGGACGAGCAGUUUCAUCCUGUCAAGUCAAAAAAAUGGUGCUAAUUCAUAUGCAUCCAAGUAAAAGCACUUUGUAUUAGAACAAUUAUUCUGUGAGCAUCUUCAGAAUAGUGAAGGCUCAUAUUUGUGCACCAGUAUAAACACGUCUGCUUCGUUGUUUACAGAGCCCCUCAGAAAGCAAAGCAUUUAAAAA
Messenger RNA from Micropterus salmoides (largemouth bass), 1670 nucleotides. RefSeq names its product equilibrative nucleoside transporter 2-like. The coding region runs from base 150 to 1472 and encodes 440 amino acids. Gene Ontology annotation, biological process: hypoxanthine transport; nucleoside transmembrane transport; adenine transport. The record is from RefSeq and is a predicted model, not a curated record. The transcript has 13 exons. Gene Ontology annotation, molecular function: nucleoside transmembrane transporter activity. Lineage: Eukaryota; Metazoa; Chordata; Actinopteri; Centrarchiformes; Centrarchidae. Gene Ontology annotation, cellular component: plasma membrane; basolateral plasma membrane.